Molecule: messenger RNA, 516 nt
Organism: Fulvia fulva
Lineage: Eukaryota; Fungi; Ascomycota; Dothideomycetes; Mycosphaerellales; Mycosphaerellaceae
Exons: 2
Coding region: 1-516 (171 amino acids)
Source: RefSeq, a predicted model, not a curated record
AUGGCUCACACAAUACUCCUCGAGCUUCCGGCAGAGCUGCGCAACCACAUCUAUCGCGCCACUCUCUGCGGAGAUCACCCCAUCUACCUCCUUGGACCAUGCCGCCAGCCUGCACUCCUGCGCACCUGUCGCCAGAUCAGACGAGAGGCGGCUUCCAUCUACUACAAAGAGAACGACUUUCGCGUCGCUGCGAUUGGCUUCAACACAUCGACGGCAUUGGCCUUCGAACGACAAGCGCGCGCCGUUGUCGACUUUGCUGGAUCAAUUUAUCGCGUCACCAUCACCAGCCGCAAGUACAGCUGGGCCGGCCUGAAGCUGUGGCUCAAGGCGUAUUAUGAUAGCGAGGCGGAGAACAUGGUGCACACGGACGGCGACUCCUUGAGCGCGCCGUACUACAUGGCUGUCAAGGCAUUCGAGAUGGUGGCGCUGUUGAGGGAGGAUUCGGAGUGGGACAAGGUCGAGAAGGUGCUGGACAAGUACCAGGAGGCGACGAUUGGGGUCAUGAAGUGGAAGUAA